AGUGACGGACUCACCGGCAGCGUGGACGGAGCUGUGGUGCAGGAAGAGGAGGAGAAGAGGUGACACAGGGAGGAAAAGCUGCCUGUAAACUGGAGGAAACCACAGGAGAGAGAGGGAGGCGGGAUAAACAGAGUGAUCACAGAGGAGAGAGAAGUCAUUCAGAGCAGGGAGAAGGAGAACGCUGGUAAAAUCAGACAAGGACCCAGACUGAGGAAAGCGCACGAAGAAGCCUUUCCUGACGGAGGGAGAAGCUGGAGUGUGUACAAAGUGGAAAAGGAGUAUAAAAAGAGGAGGAGAGUGAACCUGACCAAAGGCUUGCCUGACACAACAGAAGAAGAGGAGGAGCAUGAGGGCAAGUUGAUAGAUUUGAUUUGAAGAGAUUAUUUUUAGAAAGAGGAUCGAGGACAUGACAGGAAUAUUAAAAUGAGAGAUGCACUGACUAAGUCGCGGAGAAAAACUAUGGAGGAAGAGACCAGGAGACGGAGAAAAGGCGGUGAGAGAUGUUGAGAUCAGUGUCACUGAGUGGAUUAGCCUGGCUCAGAUUUUCCAUAGAAAACCUCUGUGCAUGUCUGUGAAUAUGCAUGAAUGCCCUCUUUUCAAUGUGAAAGCAUGUUGUGGGUUUCCAUCUGUGACGAUGGGGUUGAGAAGCAGAUCAAAAACUACUUGGAGGAUCCCUGAAGAAGCUAAUAAAACCGGUCAAAGCUGAGCACGAGGAGAGGAGUCGGAGCAUCUAAAGUGAGAAUGCACAGAGAGACUGAAAGCCAACAACCUUUGAAUAUCUUUUAUGUAUUAGAGUUUGUACUGAUUUCAGGAAAAGAUUGAUAAUAAUCUCAAUUGAUAAUCACCUCUGAGAGCCUGAUGGGCUUUGGAGCACUAAGCUACAACUCCACCAAAAAGGGAUGAGAUGGAACAAGAAAAUCUCUGCUAGGACAGACACAACCACACCAACCAAUCAAUCACCCCUGUCAUCUCAUUAUUUUAAUUAUCUUCCCUUCCUACAUUUGUUUUUGUCCUUACUGCUUAUCCUUUGGUAUUUUUAUUCUGCUCUCUUCUUUCUCUGUAUCCUCUUCAUCUUAUUCUUCCCUUUGCUCUCUCUGUCUUAUCAUCUCUUGUUCACUGUCACACUAACUGCCAUGGAUUCUGGACUCGCUCAUGUAGAAGACACCUUGCUUAGAGCACAUUUCCCUCUGAUUUGUCUCUUCUUUCCCUGCUGAGUUGAAUGAUUGGAGCAAUUUUCAGACUGAGACUAGGAAUGAGGACCAACAAGUAGCUGCUGCUGCUGUGUGAUGGACAACUUUAAACCACACAAGAAUCUUUUUGAUGUACACACAAUAUUAUUGUGAUUGAGUGCAUGGAUAGAUAAAGGUUAUAUAGUGGAUUUCUCCUGGAGCUACAUGUUGGCCCCUGUCCCUGAGGCCUGGCCAGGAAAUGACGCCUCUCCUGCGGUUGUAGGAGUGUUGUGGGCAGCCAUGGCCCUGCAGGGGCACUGUCUCCGGAGGGGUUCCCCAGCCAUGAUCAGAAAGGCUCGCAAGCGACGUCUCACGAAGCCAACUCUGGCUCAGGUCACUUCCACUCUGUUGUCAAGGACACGUCUACACGGCCUGCGGCAUGUUUGUGUCCCUGGAGGUUCUGUUGGCCGCCGGGCGUUCUGGCUGCUGGCCCUCUGCACCUCCCUGGGGUUGCUGUUAUCCUGGUCCUCUAACCGACUUCUUCUUUGGCUGUCCUUUCCCACGUACACACGAGUCCACACCGAAUGGGCCAAAGAACUUGCCUUUCCUGCUGUGACUAUUUGCAACAACAACCCAAUUCGCCUCUACAAACUUACAAAGAGCGACCUGUACUUUGCUGGCCACUGGCUUGGCCUGCUGCUGGCUAACCGAACAGUAAGACCUAUGGUUCUGGACUUGAUGCAGGAGGACCGUCUGUCCUGGUUCAGGAAACUCUCAGACUUCAGGCUCUUUCUGCCACCCAGAAACUUUGAGGGAACCAACCUGGAGUUUAUGGACAGACUGAGCCACCAGCUGGAUGAAAUGCUUCUGUCAUGCAAAUACAAGGGAGAGCCCUGUGGAGCGCACAACUUCUCCUCCGUGUUCACCAGGUAUGGAAAGUGCUACAUGUUCAAUGCGGCAGAGGAGGGGAAGACGCUGCGCACCACCAUGAAAGGAGGGACUGGGAACGGCCUGGAGAUCAUGCUGGACAUCCAGCAGGAUGAGUACCUGCCAGUCUGGGGGGACUCAGAGGACACAGCGUUUGAGGCAGGCGUGCGGGUGCAGAUCCACAGUCAGGCGGAGCCCCCAUUUGUUCACGAACUUGGGUUUGGCGUGGCCCCUGGCUUCCAGACCUUCGUGGCCACUCAGGAGCAGAGGUUGACCUACCUGCCUCCCCCAUGGGGAGAGUGUGAGUCCAAAGCUCUGGAGUCGGGCUUCUUUCAGGUCUACAGCGUAACGGCCUGCAGAAUUGACUGUGAAACUCGCUACAUUGUGGAGAACUGCAACUGCAGGAUGGUGCACAUGCCAGGUGACGCCUCCUACUGCACCCCUGAGCAGUAUAAAGACUGUGCUGAGCCUGCCUUGGCUAAACUGUCGGCUGUGGAGAGCAGCAGCUGCAUGUGCAGGACGCCGUGCAACAUGACCCGCUACAACAAGGAGCUGUCCAUGGUCAAAAUCCCCAGCAAGACGUCAGCGCGCUACCUGCAGAAGAAGUUCAACAAGUCAGAGAAGUAUAUCUCAGACAACAUCUUGGUGCUGGAUGUUUUCUUUGAAGCUCUGAACUACGAGACCAUCGAGCAGAAAAAAGCCUAUGAGGUGGCAGGAUUACUGGGUGAUAUUGGAGGACAGAUGGGUUUGUUCAUCGGAGCCAGCAUCCUCACCAUCUUGGAACUGUUUGACUAUGCCUAUGAGGUGGUGAAGGACAGAUUACUGGACUUACUCAGCAGAGAGGAGGAAGAUGAGAGUCAUGCUGAGGAAGUGAGCUCCUGUGACCCAGUGGCAAACCACUCAGAAUCCAUCAGCCACACGGUGACGGUCCCCCUCCAGACGACGCUGGGCACCCUGGAGGAAAUUGCCUGCUGAAGUUCACCCCCGCCCUCCCCUUCACAGCCACACAUACCCAGCAGCGAAGAGAAGUCCGCCUCCACCAGGUUUUGCUACAGAUCCCUGUUGUAGCAUCCUGCAAAAAUCUUAACUGCAUGGCGGGGAGGAGGUAGUGGGACUGAGGACAGGCUGUGCUCCGUCACAGCCCUCUGUCUGAGGCACUAAUGGGGAUUAAGGAGCUGUCAGCUGGAUUUCUCAGCUUUUUUCUCUUACCUUGGACCAUAGUGAAGGACGGGGAGCCUCCGCUCUGCUGGCCCUUCGACGGGGUUUCCACAUAUAUGCACAAAGAAUAUCAAAGACUGUGUGGGAGGCAUCCCUACUGAGGGGUCUAAUUCUUCUGCAGUAUAUCUAUGUAAAAAUCAAAAAAGAAAUGUUGACAUGUUGCUCACUGCCAAAAUAGCUGUUCAAAACUGUUCUCCAAACUGCAUGUGUUGUUCUAUCUUGCUCUCUUUGCUGAUACAUAGGCUGGACUUGCAGCUUUAGAGUACAUGUGUGCCAUUUUGUCUUUCUACCUGCAGGAAAGUCCUGUGCUAAAGGCCCAGGUGAAGAAUCAACCUUUGAAUGUACAGAUUGAACAGACGGUUGUCAGAGUCACCAGUCACAAGCAGUUGAUCAUUUAUUAUUUCAAAAUUAUAAGAGAAUAAGCCAGAUAUUAUUGGUUUGGUUUGACAAGAAAAUAUAGGCUUUACUUUUUCCCCCCCCAACAGAAAACAGUCAGAUAUAAAUAUUUUUCUGCCCGUAUUUUGUUUCGUUCACAUGCUGUAUUUUUGUUAGUUGGUUUUAACAGCUGGCAGGUUUGCUGUGUGACUCCUGUGGCAUUGAGUUUUUAUUUACACACCUCAUUGAAGGUAUGUCA
Xiphophorus maculatus (southern platyfish) is the source of this 3948-nucleotide messenger RNA. It is a transcript of the gene asic2, whose product is annotated as acid sensing ion channel subunit 2. Lineage: Eukaryota; Metazoa; Chordata; Actinopteri; Cyprinodontiformes; Poeciliidae. The transcript is spliced from 10 exons. Gene Ontology annotation, molecular function: ligand-gated sodium channel activity. Bases 1395 to 3071 code for a protein of 558 amino acids. Gene Ontology annotation, biological process: sodium ion transmembrane transport. The record is from RefSeq and is a predicted model, not a curated record. Gene Ontology annotation, cellular component: membrane.